AUGAAAACACUUCCAAAAUUCAAGCCAUUCGUGCAGACGUGUUCUGAUUGUGGGGAAACACAGAACAUAAUUGAGGACUACAAGAAUGGAUACCACGUGUGUGGAAGGUGUGGAUGUGUUGUUGGGAACAGAAUCAUAGAUGAGGGAAGCGAAUGGAGAUCGUUUGGGGAUAGCAAUAAGGUGGACCCAUGCCGUAUUGGAAGCGCAAGUAACCCUUAUCUUGAAUCUGAGCAAUUGGAUACGAUGAUAAGCACUGGAGGGGGAAUGAACUCCUAUAUGCUAUCGAAGAUUCAGAUGAAAAACAGUAUGAGAGGGCCCGAAAGAGCCCUGAAGCAUGGCAUGAAUCUCAUUACUGCGUUUUGCGAGAGAUCGAAUCUGUCAAGGACCAUCAUUGAUAGAGCACACUACAUCUUUAAGAACAUAGAGGAAAGAAAGCUUCUGAAGGGCAAGAAUGUAGAGGGGAUUGUUGCAGCCUGCAUAUACAUAGCAUGUAGGCAGGAAGAGUGCCCUAGGACAUUCAAAGAGAUAAGCGUAAUGACUGCCGUGCAGAAAAGAGAGAUAGGAAGGUGCUUCAAGCUGAUAUCUCCCCAUCUGGAAAGAAUGGCAACCAUGUCGACGGAAAACAUCAUAGCAAGAUUCUGCUCUGAUCUUAACCUGAAUAUCAAAAUCCAAAAAAUUGCAACGGAAAUAGCAAAAGCAGCACACGAGCUAGGAUGCCUUGCAGGAAAAAGCCCCGACUCCAUAGCUGCUGCUGUCAUAUACAUGGUAACCAACCUGUUCCCGGAGGAAAAAAAGAUCCAGAAAGACAUCCAGUUUGUCACCAAUGUCACCGAAGUUACAAUAAAAAACACAUACAAAGAACUUGUGGCUUUCAAAUACGACAUAAUCCCUGAGAACAUGGUCAACAAAGAAAGCAUAGAUAAGCUUCCAGGGUAUUGA
This is a messenger RNA of Encephalitozoon hellem ATCC 50504, 939 nucleotides long. Its product is annotated as transcription initiation factor TFIIIB subunit Brf1. Gene Ontology annotation, cellular component: nucleus; transcription preinitiation complex. The coding region runs from base 1 to 939 and encodes 312 amino acids. NCBI's taxonomy places the organism in Eukaryota, Fungi, Microsporidia, Unikaryonidae. Gene Ontology annotation, biological process: transcription initiation at RNA polymerase II promoter; transcription preinitiation complex assembly. The transcript has a single exon. Gene Ontology annotation, molecular function: RNA polymerase II general transcription initiation factor activity; TBP-class protein binding. The record is from RefSeq and is a predicted model, not a curated record.